Molecule: messenger RNA, 1122 nt
Organism: Chelonus insularis
Lineage: Eukaryota; Metazoa; Arthropoda; Insecta; Hymenoptera; Braconidae
Gene: Gnmt
Product: Glycine N-methyltransferase
Exons: 3
Coding region: 121-993 (290 amino acids)
Biological process (GO): regulation of gluconeogenesis; protein homotetramerization; S-adenosylmethionine metabolic process
Cellular component (GO): cytosol
Molecular function (GO): glycine N-methyltransferase activity; identical protein binding; glycine binding
Source: RefSeq, a predicted model, not a curated record
ACUGGAAUAUCAGUUUUCAUGACGAUUACGUAUACGACCCUACAGAACUUUCUGUCCAUUACUUUUCAUUACGGUCCAUCAGUUAAUAUAACUAAAACUACGAGUAAGAAAUAAAUUAGGAUGGAUCUAGUUUUCCGAACUCGUACUCCGGGGACCGCUGCUGAGGGUGUGAGAGAUCAGUACGCUGAUGGAAAAGCUGCUAAAGCUUGGAAAACGUUCAUAGGAGAUAAAAAACAACGUACUCAAGUUUACAAGGAUUUUCUGGUAGGCUUAUUGCGGGAAAAAGGUUGUAAAAGAGUAUUAGAUGUGGCUUGUGGAACAGGAAUUGACUCAAUUAUGCUAUUGGAAGAAGGAUUCGAUGUUGUGAGUGUUGAUGCUUCGGAUAAAAUGCUCAAAUAUGCCCUCAAAGACCGGUGGAAUCGGAGAAAGGAACCAGCAUUCGAUAAUUGGAUUAUUGAAGAAGCUAACUGGUUGACACUGCCUAAAGAUAUAUCUCAUCUUAUCGGUGAUGGUUUCGACGCGGUUAUCUGUUUAGGCAAUAGCUUUGCUCAUAUUCCAGAUACUUAUGGUGAUCAAAGAGAACAGAAGCAAAUCUUAAGAAAUUUUGAGCAAUGUAUCAAACCUGGUGGUUUUCUUUUCAUUGAUCAUAGGAAUUAUGAUGACAUGAUUAAAUCCGGGACAGCACCUUCUAGAUGCAUCUACUAUAACAGCCCCCAUACAAAAGAUAUUAGAACAUCUGUUUUAUAUGUUUCUGGUAAACCUCAAAUGGUGAUCCUGGAUUACUUCCUUUCUGACGAAAAUAAUGAUGAGCCAGAAAAUCAAAAUGAAUUCCGAUUAUCGUAUUAUCCGCACCAACUUGAUGUAUUUCAAAACAUGUUAUUAGAAAUAUUUGAACAGAAAGAGCACAAAAUUUUUGGGGAUUUUAAACCACUAAAUCAGAUUGAUGUUCCUGCAUUUUUCAUACAUCUUAUUGAAAAAAGGAUGCAGGAUUGAAUAAAUACGCAUAUUUUUUUUAAUAAUAUUGAGACUGAAAAGUCUAAAAAAAAAGUCUCAAGGAUAAUUAUAAAAAUAAUAUUUAGAUUACAUAUUAUAUCUUAUAAAUAAAAAUUUUUUUCAAUGAAA